Messenger RNA from Olea europaea var. sylvestris, 2063 nucleotides. RefSeq names its product protein NRT1/ PTR FAMILY 6.4. The record is from RefSeq and is a predicted model, not a curated record. The coding region runs from base 149 to 1921 and encodes 590 amino acids. Gene Ontology annotation, molecular function: nitrate transmembrane transporter activity. Gene Ontology annotation, biological process: transmembrane transport; response to nitrate. NCBI's taxonomy places the organism in Eukaryota, Viridiplantae, Streptophyta, Magnoliopsida, Lamiales, Oleaceae. The transcript has 5 exons. Gene Ontology annotation, cellular component: membrane.
AUGUAACUCUUGCCAACAAUUAGUUUUCUCCUCAAUCAUUCAUUUCCACAUAUGACAUAUUCCUUUAUAUUCAUAAUCUUAGCACAGAAGUUGUACACGUACUUCUAGCGUAAGGAAAUUGAAUCACUUCUCCUUUUCUCUCUCGAAAAUGGUUUUGGUGCAACAAAAUGGAGGCAAAGAUGGAGAGAGUGAUAAAACUCUGGUGGAUUUUCGAGGAAAGCCAGUCGAUAGGUCACGAACUGGUGGAUGGCUGGCGGCCGGUCUUAUCUUAGGGACUGAGUUAUCUGAGAGAAUUUGUGUCAUGGGAAUAUCGAUGAACUUGGUGACUUAUUUAGUAGGAAUCUUGCAUCUUUCAUCUGCACAAUCUGCAAACAUUGUGACAAACUUCAUGGGAACUCUCAAUCUUCUAGGCCUCCUUGGUGGUUUCUUGGCAGAUGCUAAACUUGGCCGUUAUUUGACAGUUGCAAUCUUUGCUUCUAUAACUGCUUUGGGAGUAACAUUAUUGACAUUGGCCACAAGCAUUUCUAGCAUGAGGCCUCCUCCGUGCAGUAACUCGAGGAGACAGCAGUGUAUCGAGGCCAGCGGCAGGCAACUAGCUAUGCUUUAUAUCGCUCUCUAUACAAUAGCAUUGGGAGGCGGUGGAAUCAAAUCAAAUGUCUCUGGUUUUGGUUCUGAUCAGUUUGACAUAUCAAAUCCUAAAGAGGAGAAGGCAAUGAUCUAUUUCUUCAAUAGAUUUUAUUUCUCUAUUAGCCUUGGAUCCUUGUUCGCCGUUACAGUUUUAGUGUAUAUACAAGACCAUGUAGGCAGAGGAUGGGGAUAUGGAAUAUCGGCUGGGACGAUGAUUAUAGCUGUUGCUAUAUUGCUGUGUGGGACGCCUUUAUACCGAUUUAGGAAGCCUCAAGGUAGUCCUUUAACUGUCUUGUGGAGGGUCAUUUUCUUGGCUUGGAAGAAGAGGACCCUUCCUUAUCCUUCUCAUCCCAGCUUGUUGAAUGAAUAUUACAACACAGAAGUUCCCCACACCGAACGACUCAGUUGUCUAGACAAGGCAGCAAUCAUGGAUGAUCAUGCAAUUGCCACUGAAAACAGAGACAAUCCUUGGAAAGUUUCAACAGUUACACAAGUUGAAGAAGUGAAAAUGGUACUUAAACUUAUACCCAUAUGGUCCACUUGUAUACUCUUCUGGACAGUAUACUCUCAGAUGAAUACAUUCACCAUUGAACAAGCAACCUUCAUGAACAGGAAUGUUGGAAGUUUCGUUAUUCCUUCCGGCUCCUUCUCCUUCUUUCUUUUCAUCACCAUUCUUCUGUUCACAUCCCUUAACGAAAGAGUCGUGGUACGCAUUGCUAGAAAAAUCACCCAUAAUGUCCAAGGAAUCACGAGCCUUCAAAGAGUAGGAAUUGGACUGGUAUUUUCAAUCAUCGGCAUGAUAGCUGCUGCACUUGUAGAAAAGAAAAGAAGAGAAAAUGCCACACAUCAUAUUAUCAAUAUAAGAGCUUUCUGGCUUGUCCCUCAGUUCUUCCUCGUGGGAGCCGGUGAAGCAUUUGCAUACGUCGGUCAGCUGGAAUUUUUCAUUAGAGAGGCACCCGAAAGGAUGAAAUCAAUGAGCACCGGCUUAUUCCUCAGCACACUCUCAAUGGGUUAUUUUGUGAGUAGCCUGCUGGUUUCUCUAGUCGAUAAAGCAACAAAAGGAACCUGGCUAAGGAGCAAUCUCAAUAAGGGAAAAUUGGAAAAUUUCUACUGGAUGCUUGCAGUUCUUGGAGUGAUAAAUUUCUUGGUGUUUUUGGCCUUUGCAAUGAGUCAUCAUUACAAGGUGCACAAUUAUGAUGGCCCUGCCGCUCGAGACGAAGAGCUCAAGAAUGGGAAGGAGAUGUCAAUUAAACAAGGGGAAAACAAAUUAGAUGAGGCGAAGGAAGAACCUUAGUUUGUAGACUGGUUGCUCCCCUCUAUAUUUUCUAAAGAAUCAAGAUGAAAGUUGUGUUCAAAUAUUUACAAGAGAUUUAUAAUCAUCCCAAGCAUACUCUAAUUUAUUCUUAUUCAUCUCUGUAAUGUUUUGUUGUUUUUAA